GGAACUGACCAUAUACCCCGCAUCUCUGGAAAUUGCGACCUUCAACUUUCCGCCUCCGUCUCCCAAACAAACCUGAUUUCUCGCUUUCACUGGUUGAUUUUUCAACUUUCAUUUUUUUCUUUCUGCCGGACAGAGGUCGAAAUUAUUCGAUCUCUGUCGCUUUGAUUACCCAGAUGCCGGAUAUUGAACCGGAAAUUGAGAAUGAGAACUCCGACAACAAGACCACCUUGUUCGGCAAGUACGAAAUGGGCAAGCUUCUUGGUUGCGGGGCCUUCGCCAAGGUCUACCACGCUCGCGAUGUCCGAUCGGGACAGAGCGUCGCCGUCAAGAUAAUUAACAAGAAGCGGGUGGCCAGUGCCAGUCUAAUGUCCAACAUCAAGCGCGAAAUUUCCAUCAUGCGGCGGCUCACCCAUCCCAACAUAGUCAAGCUCCACGAGGUGCUUGCUACGAAAUCGAAGAUUUACUUUGUUAUGGAGUUUGUCAAGGGCGGCGAGCUCUUCAACAAGGUCGCCAAAGGCCGUCUGACGGAGGAUAUCAGCCGUCGGUACUUCCAGCAGCUUAUCUCCGCCGUCGGUUAUUGCCACGCGCGUGGCGUCUUCCACCGCGACCUCAAGCCGGAAAACCUCCUCGUUGACGAGAACGGAAAUCUCAAGGUCUCGGACUUUGGACUCAGUGCUCUUUCCGAUCAAAUCCAACCGGAUGGUCUCCUCCACACACUCUGCGGCACGCCGGCUUAUGUGGCACCGGAGAUUCUCGGAAAAAAAGGAUACGACGGUGCUAAGGUUGAUAUCUGGUCAUGCGGCGUCAUCCUCUUCGUCCUAAACGCCGGGUAUUUGCCCUUCAACGAUCCGAACCUCAUGGCAAUGUACAAGAAGAUCUAUAAGGGCGAGUACCGGUUCCCCAAGUGGAUGUCUCAAGAUCUCAAGCGCUUAAUCUCUCGUCUUCUCGAUACGAAUCCCGAAACCCGGAUUACCAUCGACGAGAUUCUCAAGGACCCAUGGUUCAAAAAAGGCUACAAGCCGACCAAAUUCUACGACGAAGCAACCAAGCUGGACGAAAAAGACGAAGCCGAGAGCGUAUCCAGACUUAACGCUUUCGAUCUCAUCUCGUUCUCGUCCGGAUUGAAUCUCUCCGGUCUGUUCGACGCGUCUUCGGUAGACGAGGGAGAGCGAUUCCUGUCGGCCGAUCCGCCGGAGAAGCUGAUGGAGACGGUGGAGCGGGUCGCCAAGGCCCAGAAAUUGAGAGUGAGGAAGAAAAAAGAUUUGGGCGUAAUAGUGGAGGGGCAGAACGGUGAUUUGGUAUUCGGGAUGGACGUUCACCGGUUAACGGAGGAGCUGGUCGUGGUGGAGGUAAAGAGAAAAGGCGGUGAUAGCAGUUCAUAUAAGGAGUUCUGGAGGAACAAGCUUAGAGCGGAGCUGAUGGGGCAACGGGAAUCUCAGGUUGCCAGUAGUGAGUAGCAUCCAGUCUCUUGUUUGAUGGUGUGGAAGACUUGCUGGCAAAAUGAGCCGAAUUGUCAAUGAACAGAUCCGGGUCGGGUACCGGUGGUGAUUAAUUUUAAUUAAAUAAUGAUAAUUACCAUAAUAAUUAUCAGCUUAUAUAAUUAAGUUGAUCAAAAGAAAAGAAAAAAAUGAGUCUGUACUUUAAUUUGUGUUGUGGAAUAAAGAAGUGAAAAAUCUAUUUGAGGUAUGAGGAGGAGUAAACGGGUUUUUGCUUAGAUAGCCCGGUUUCAUACCAUUAGAGAUUUUUUGUAUCUGUACAUACGACUUUGACAUCCAAACAACGCAAAAGCAAUAUAUAUUUUCUCA
This is a messenger RNA of Carica papaya (papaya), 1805 nucleotides long. RefSeq names its product SOS3-interacting protein 4 (gene SIP4). Lineage: Eukaryota; Viridiplantae; Streptophyta; Magnoliopsida; Brassicales; Caricaceae. Gene Ontology annotation, biological process: protein phosphorylation; signal transduction. Gene Ontology annotation, molecular function: ATP binding; protein serine/threonine kinase activity. The record is from RefSeq and is a predicted model, not a curated record.